Molecule: messenger RNA, 525 nt
Organism: Drosophila yakuba
Lineage: Eukaryota; Metazoa; Arthropoda; Insecta; Diptera; Drosophilidae
Product: predicted GPI-anchored protein 58
Exons: 1
Coding region: 1-525 (174 amino acids)
Source: RefSeq, a predicted model, not a curated record
AUGGACGUCAUUACCAUCAGUGACAGCGACGAGAAGGCCCUACAGGCACAACCCACGCCCCGAGGCCGCGGUCCGUCCCCGCGGUAUGCCGACGAGUCGGAUCGUCCGCCAUCCCCACGGUAUGCCGACCAUCCGCCAGCCCCACGGAAUGCCGACGAGCCGGAUCGCCCGCCGUCCGCGAGGUACGCUGACGCACACGAAGACGCCCAGGAGCCCAGCUGGCUCGAUAACGACGCGUGGGUCAAGGACGACGAGGAGGAAACGAAUGGCGCCCCCGAGUACGUGCCUCACGCGGUCUUCGAGAGCGACGAAAGGUACGGGUAUCGCCUCGACGAGUCGACACACCUUAUGCGGCUCCGAGUUACGCACGUCGUCCAGGAGGCACCCUGGCGCCCGACACCCGAGCCCACAGUCGAAUUCCCGCUUUCGCCCGAAAAGCCAACCUGGCCCGCCUUCGGGUGGCCGGAGACGCCCCCGCCCCCAACGACUUUCCGACCCGAUGCACCCCCGUGUCGACCAUCUUAG